Messenger RNA from Esox lucius (northern pike), 3944 nucleotides. RefSeq names its product TEA domain family member 1b (gene tead1b). NCBI's taxonomy places the organism in Eukaryota, Metazoa, Chordata, Actinopteri, Esociformes, Esocidae. Gene Ontology annotation, cellular component: transcription regulator complex. The transcript is spliced from 13 exons. The coding region runs from base 1 to 1356 and encodes 451 amino acids. Gene Ontology annotation, molecular function: DNA-binding transcription factor activity, RNA polymerase II-specific; RNA polymerase II cis-regulatory region sequence-specific DNA binding. Gene Ontology annotation, biological process: embryonic organ development; regulation of transcription by RNA polymerase II; hippo signaling. The record is from RefSeq and is a predicted model, not a curated record.
AUGGACCCCAGCAGCUGGAGUGGCAGCGAGAGUCCUGCCGAGGACAUGGAAAGACUGAGUGACUCGGCCGACAAGCCUAUGGACAACGAUGCAGAGGGGGUGUGGAGCCCCGACAUUGAGCAGAGCUUCCAGGAGGCCCUGGCCAUUUAUCCCCCCUGUGGGCGCAGGAAGAUCAUCCUUUCAGACGAGGGAAAGAUGUAUGGUCGUAAUGAGCUGAUAGCCAGAUACAUCAAACUUCGGACUGGGAAGACGAGGACGAGGAAGCAGGUGUCUAGUCACAUACAGGUUUUAGCAAGAAAGAAAGUUCGAGAAAUCUCAGCUGCCAUCAAGGUGUCUAGUCACAUUCAGGUUCUUGCCAGAAGGAAAUCUCGUGAGUUUCAUUCCAAGCUAAAGGUUACAAGCAUGGAUCAGACCGUGAAGGACAAAGCCCUCCAGAGCAUGGCCUCCAUGUCCUCAGCUCAGAUCGUCUCUGCCACCGCCAUCCACAACAAGCUGGGCCUGCCAGGCAUCCCACGCCCAUCCUUCCCAGGAGCGGCUGGGUUUUGGCAGGGCAUGAUAUCCACGGGACAACCUGGGUCAUCGCAAGACAUCAAGCCAUUCGCCCAGCAAGCAUAUCCCAUUCAGCCGGCAGUAACAACAACUAUUUCCAGUUAUGAGCCCACGUCGGACCCCGCCCCUACAGUCCCGGCGUGGCAGGGCCGUUCCAUUGGCACAUCCAAACUCCGGCUGGUCGAGUUCUCUGCCUUCCUGGAGCAGCAGAGAGACCCAGACUCAUACAACAAGCACCUCUUUGUGCACAUUGGACAGACAAACCACUCUUACAGCGAUGCGUUGCUUGAGUCCGUGGAUAUUCGUCAGAUCUAUGACAAAUUUCCUGAAAAGAAAGGAGGACUGAAGGAGCUCUUUGGCAAGGGUCCCCAGAAUUCUUUCUUCCUCAUAAAGUUUUGGGCUGACUUGAACUGCAGCAUUCAGGAUGAUGUGGGGUCUUUCUAUGGAGUAACCAGUCAGUACGAGAGCUCAGAGAACAUGACAAUAACCUGCUCCACCAAGGUGUGCUCUUUUGGCAAGCAGGUGGUCGAGAAGGUGGAGACGGAGUAUGCCCGGUUUGAAAACGGACGCUUCGUGUACAGAAUAAGCCGGUCUCCCAUGUGUGAAUACAUGAUCAACUUCAUCCACAAGCUCAAACACCUGCCUGAGAAGUACAUGAUGAACAGUGUACUGGAGAACUUCACCAUCCUAUUGGUGGUGACGAACAGGGACACCCAGGAGACCCUGCUGUGUAUGGCAUGUGUGUUUGAGGUGUCGAACAGCGAGCACGGCGCACAGCAUCAUAUCUACCGACUGGUGAAAGAAUGAGACACCUGAAGCCCCGGAAUAACCCAUUUACAUAGACUGAAGAACCUCAAAACGAAGUGGCAGUGCCUCUAGCUGAAAAUCACACCUACAAUGCUUUUUGGUCACAUUUUGGGUGAAGCAUAUUGUCAUUAUUUUCUGUGUAUAUUAACGUAUGUGUUUGAUGUUUGACUGCAGCUGUGAAUUACGGUACAGUUGUUCUGUGUUUCGAUGAAGGAGAAAUUCUUCAUUUUACGGAUGUUGAGUCAAUCUUUGUUUGGUUGGAUGUCAAUGUUUUGUUUUGUAGGAUGUACAUAUAAAAGUGGCAGUAUCUAAAGAAACUGUUGGUUGGGUUUAAUUUGCUCAAUAGACGUGUAAGUUGACUUUUUCCCGCUUUGAUCUUUUAAUGUGGUCUAUAAAAAAAUGACAAAGAUGUUAGCCCUUUUCACAUGAGUUCUGUAACUACGUAUGUCGGUCUGUAUGUCUGUAAUUGAUCAUUCGUGAGCAUAUAGAUACACACACAUGGCCAAUAGGUUUUCCAAAGAAAAAUGUUUUUAGAAAACAUUUUGGACAAUAUAAUUGGUAGACAGAAGUCAGUUAAAGGCAAGUGAUUGUGGACAUCAUCGUUCUAUUUAUUACAUGAUCAUCAGUUGCUUUCAGGGAAAUUUCAUACAGAUCCCUGUCGAAGCACUUCAUGUCUUAGACGCUAACAGCAGUAUGAAUGCAUUGUAAUUACACUACAGGCACCAAGUUCAACCUGUAUCUUUGCCUCAGUCCGGGCAAGUCUUACAUUGCAAUAGAAAAACAUGGAUUUCUCUCGUUACACGUUCCUACAAUACAAACGAGUCCCUCUCAUGUUAGACGAAAGUCAUUGAAAAUAGUUUUGAUUCUAAAAACGUGAAAGCACUACAUUUACGUCUCUGAGUGGAAUGUCACCUUGUCCUAAGCACUUGGUUCCCCUUGUAGAAUAUGCCUUUGCAAUUUCACCUUUUAUGUUUUCUUUUUAGAUAUGUUGUUUUAGGAUCUGUUUAACUCAUUACGAGACAAUGGUUAACUUGUUAUUAGACAGCGGGCUGUGCUCAGUAUGCAGUUGAAUUGCCUCUGAGUUGACUUCUUAUUUUUCAAUGUCAUACCUUUUCUUUCAGUCAUUGCAAUGUAAUUUCACACCAGCCCAUGAUUCCGUGGCCUAAACCAAUUCCGAGCCUUAAAUAUGUCAUGGUUGUGUGAAUUCCAAAAGAUGCCACUAAAGCUGUGAUCUCUUUCCUAAGCUGGAAGACAGAUUUUCACAUUUUGUAGGAAUUCUACUAGUACAAUCUGCCAAAGUUGAACAGUGUACAGUGCCUUAGUGUGUGUUGUAAUACUGGCCUUGGUUCACUUUUAAGAUUGUCUUAUGUUUUAUUUUAUCAGUCACCAAUAUAUGUCAUUGGUACAAAAUCUUACCACACAUAAGUCAAAAUGUUACAACUUUUUAAAAUAAGAACAGACUUUGCCUUUCCUAUUCUGAAAGACCAAAAAUAUACAGAGAUACCGUGGAUCUGUAGUCAUGUCCUGCACUGUAGCAUGGAAGUGCCUUGGUUUAGAAUCUCUAGCUUCGAUAAUACAAAAUAAUUAUGAAUUAAACAUUGCUUAACCAAAAAAAGAUAAAAGGAAUCCAAUCACCACAUUGCCUUGCUGAAGGUUUGUACUAGAUGACAAGGGACAGUGAGUUGAUCCAUGGUGAAAUACAUAAUAUAGUAAUUCUUAUUACAGUAGGUUUUAAGAAGGUGUCAGAUAAGAUGAGUAUGUGUAGUGUUCAUGUGAGUACAGUUAUAGUAAAUAAAAGGCCUGUUUGACCAGACAGUAACUUAUAGAAAUGGAGAUGUUGACUCAUCCCAGCAGCUGUGAAAAGUCACAGUCUUACAACUUCAGUGUAUGUAGAGAUACUUGCAUGAUUCCUGAUUCAUACUAAGUUAUUGAUGGGAACAUAUUCUGAAUCAUUGCAGAACGUUUAUCUGGUAGAUACAAAGUUGAUACAAUGAUUUUGUUUUUUAAUACAGCCCUAUGGAGACUGAAGUUCAGUAGGCAUAUUUGAGUUUCCCUUUGUUUACGUUUUUUUCUUUUCUUCCUACCUUUCUGCCCUGUGUACUAGUUCACCUUCAUGAAUUACUUACUGAGGUGUUUUGUUUUACUGUUAAACAUGUAUACAAUGGUUUUGUGAUGACCUUUGGGGUAUAUUCCAAGCCCCAAGAAGGUGGUGGUGAUGCUGUUACUGCUGCACUGCUGAUACAUUUGACAGGUCAGUUUCAGGCCGUAACAGACAACUUCACCUCCCACCUCUCUGGGGAUCGGAAUAAAGUUGAUCAGAGGAAUGUCUUUUGGACACUCUGAAUAAAAUGGACGUAUAUCAUGACUGUGUAAAGGAAUCUUGACACAAACAUAUCAGCAGUUUAGCUUGUUGUUAUUUGUUUGUAAUUCUGUCUUAAUGUAGGUACUGGUACCUUUUUUUGUUCAUUAUUACCAUUUUAAGAUGUCGGCUUUAAAGUGAACUUUUCUACAGUUCAGAUCAUCAUAAAAAUGUGGGUUUGUGUGCGCAUAUAUAUAUACGCAUAUGUAUAUAUAUAUAUAUAUAUAUG